Hyphopichia burtonii NRRL Y-1933 is the source of this 969-nucleotide messenger RNA. RefSeq lists its product as uncharacterized. Lineage: Eukaryota; Fungi; Ascomycota; Pichiomycetes; Serinales; Debaryomycetaceae. The transcript has a single exon. The record is from RefSeq and is a predicted model, not a curated record. The coding region runs from base 87 to 893 and encodes 268 amino acids.
GUCGUCUUUAUAUCAAUUCAUAAAGAACAACAAGCUCCCUGGAGGCACAACUUAGUAUAUUGUUUUUUUCUUAUUCAAGGGCAAGGAUGAUUAAGUUUAUUCUUCUAUUAUUAGUUUGGUGUUUGAGGGCAGUUAGAGCAUUUGAUUGUUCGGUAUCGGAAUUAUCAUCGUUUGAUUUCGAAAGUAUAAAAGGAGUUCAUUCGGUUACAAUCAAUAAAAACACCCCACCAUCCACCAGUAUUUUCACUUGGAAUAUUGGAGUAUGUGUUAAUACCGACGAGAUUGAACAUUGUCCUAAAAAUUCGGAUAUCUGUGGUGUGAAUAAACUUCAAUUUAAUGAUGAUAAAAAGACAAUUGUAUCGGAAAUAAUUGGUUUCAAUAACGGGUUGUCUAAAUCCUAUAAAAUCACUCCACCGACUAAAAAUGAAGGGGGUGCAGUCACUAUUCUGUAUAAAGGUGCUAGUUGGGGUGAUGUUUUGGUUGAUGCCGAUUUGAAAUUCGUUUGUCCUUCUAAAGACGAUAAGGAUUUGGAUGUUUUCAAUGUCGAUAAGUGGAAUGGUGAAAAAUUACAAAUUUCGGUUAAAUCAAAAGCUGCUUGUAAUACUAAAAAGUCAAAAAAUCCAAAGAAACCUUCGAACGGUAAUGAUCAAGAUCAUGGAGAAUCUUGGGGGUGGUUUACUUGGAUCUUUAUCUUUAUGGUUUUAUUCUCAAGUAUCUAUAUCAUUGGUGGGGCUUGGUAUCAAUACAAUAAAGGUAAUGCAAUUGAUUUCCAAUCGGCUUUAAAAGAAGUUUUGGAAAAUUUCAUCGAUUUAUUAAAAGGUUUACCUACUUUUAUCAAAGAAAUUAUAGAUAAAUUCACCGGUGGUAGCAGAGGUGAAUAUAGUGCUGUCUAAUUGAGGAGGCUUGCCUCUCUCAUUCCUCUUUAUAUAGAUUUAAGUUGUAAAUACAUAUUCUAAAUAGCCAUUCGGA